This is a messenger RNA of Parasteatoda tepidariorum (common house spider), 401 nucleotides long. RefSeq names its product transmembrane protein 167A-like protein ksh (gene ksh). Lineage: Eukaryota; Metazoa; Arthropoda; Arachnida; Araneae; Theridiidae. The record is from RefSeq and is a predicted model, not a curated record.
CUGUUUUAAUUUUUUCUCGUAUUUUAAUAAUGUAUGUUUUUUUUCAUAUGCAGUCAGCACUCUUUAACUUCCAAAGCUUAUUGACUGUUGUCUUAUUGCUCAUUUGCACCUGUGCAUAUGUUAGGUCCCUUGCUCCUAGUCUCCUCGAUCGAAAUAAAGAAGGAUUUCUUGGAAUAUUUUGGAAAUGUGCAAGGAUAGGUGAAAGAAAAAGCCCAUAUGUCAGUGUAUGCUGCAUAGCAAUGGCCUUGACAAUUUUAUUUUGGUCCUGAAACUUUGUGAAAAGAAAUCUCACCAUUGCUGACAGAUUCACCUUUCUACCCAAUGUGUUUUAUAGAAUAUUAUUUUUAUACUAAUGUACCUGUAUAAAAUUAUAUGUAAAUAAUAUAUACACGCCAACUACA